AAUAUAAUAAAAUAUUUGAUACAUCAACACCAACAAUUGCUAAAACAACGAUACCACAUACCAUACGUACAGCUGAUAAUCCUCCUGUGAAUUCAAGACCGUACCGUGGAUCAGAACAACAACAACAUGCUCUUCGUAAUAUUCUUAAAAAUAUGUCUGCAAGUCAUCAGAUUCGUCCUUCCACAUCUCCAUGGUCGUCACCUGUAUUAUUAGUGAAGAAGAAGGAUGGUGAUUACAGGUUUGUCGUUGAUUAUCGGAAGUUGAAUAAUGUCACGGUUAAGGAUUCAUUUCCAAUUCCAACAAUUGAAUCAGCAUUGAAACAACUAUCGGGCCAUUCAUAUUUUACGAAAUUAGAUUUAAAAAGUCCUGCAACAUUUGUGGUCAAACUUGAAGAUCCAGAAGAAGAUGAUAAUCCUAAUUUCACUAAGCAAGUUACUACAUGUGAUAUGAAACGUGUUAUUACGCGCGAUAUUUGA
Didymodactylos carnosus is the source of this 476-nucleotide messenger RNA. The record is from the annotation of a GenBank genome assembly. NCBI's taxonomy places the organism in Eukaryota, Metazoa, Rotifera, Eurotatoria, Philodinida, Philodinidae.